AGGAUCGAGCUAUUUUCACAGGCUGUUUUAUUAUGCGUAUAAUCAGAUAGGCCACACAGUCCCAAUAUAAACAUCUUGCGGUAAACCGUGAUGCCAUGACAGAAAAUCCUGGUUCUACUAUGAUUUGUCCGCUUUCUUCAUCCUUUUUUUAUAGUUUUGUUUCAUCCAUGGAGGAUCGUCUCCAAGAUGCCAUCGUUUCCUGGGCGCAUUCAGAUCCCGACGUCUCGCUGUCUGUGACCAAAAAAGUAGAUGCGACAUAAGUAGGGAGACGAGGGAUUCAAGGCACUUAGUAUUAUAGUGAUUAGUAUUUUUGAGGCCAGCCCGGUUAAAAAAAGCGAAAGUACUUCCGGGUUUUAGGACUACAAUCUGUAACACUCUAUGGAGUCACAGCCAUAGAUGGAUAGGGAUACGGGCUAGCAGGUGUGUAACUGGUGGAAGGCGAUGAACGACACUCCUCCGGAACAAGCUGGACGCGAUGGCGAUUGAUCAGGUGGAAUUGUCUUGAAUCAAUAUGUCCAAACCAAUGGAUCACGUUAAGCGACCCAUGAACGCAUUUAUGGUGUGGUCCAGAGCGCAGCGACGAAAAAUGGCACAAGAGAACCCGAAAAUGCACAACUCCGAGAUCAGCAAGAGAUUGGGUGCGGAGUGGAAACUUCUCACCGAGUCGGAGAAAAGGCCGUUCAUUGACGAAGCGAAACGUCUGCGAGCCAUGCAUAUGAAGGAACAUCCUGAUUACAAAUAUAGACCGCGGCGGAAGCCAAAGACAUUAAUGAAAAAAGACAAGUUUGCUUUCCCUAUGCCCUACACCCUAGGAGAUCACGAAUCGCUGAAAGCGAACGGUUUACCUUGUGGAACGCUCUCUGAGUCUUUAAUUGGGAAUCCGGACAAAGCAGCAGCAGCGGCCGCGGCUGCGGCAGCCAGGGUCUUCUUUAACCCUUCUGUAUCUACGAACCCGUAUUCAUUUUUUGACCUUGGGUCGAAGAUGGCAGAAAUAUCGUCGCCGUCAUUUCCAUACGCAUCCCCUCUGGGGUACCCAAGUGGCACGACUGCCUUCUCCGGAACUGGGACUGUCGGGAGCGGGACCCAUACGCACACUCAUUCGCACCCUUCUCCCGGAAACCCUGGCUAUAUGAUACCAUGUAACUGUGCCGGCUGGGCUUCGGCAGGUGUCCAGCCGCCACUGGCCUAUAUUCUGCUUCCAGGAAUGGGUAAACCCCCCCUUGAACCUUACCCAGCCUACGCUGCGGCGUUAUGAUGCUUUGGACUGAACAAAAGUUUUUAUUUGUAAAGACAAUAUGUGCAAGUUUUACUAAACGCGUGCACAUAUGUUUACAUGUGAUACAAUUCACGCCGUUUCAGGUUCAUCACAUGCGUUACGUGUAUAAAUUAAUGCCUUCAUACAAGGAAAUGUUUGCAUUGUUGUUACGGAGAACUCUUUACAAACAGUGCUUUCCGCCAUCAACACCACAAUACCCAGACGGAAUUAUGAAAUGACGGCUAAAGCACUGAACCGUUUUGUACAUUUCAUGUUCAUGAGAUUUUAAAAACUGUAUUUAUUUUUUUCAAUUUGGUUAUUACUCUUGGGCAGCAGAGGACAGGUUCUAAAGUGAAUUAUACCGUCGACAAUACGAACAGCUGUAUGAAAUGGCAUCAUAUUAGGUUCCAACCUGUUGCAAAAACACCUGCUGGAUAUAUCUGUCCGAAUAGUCUACAGUUUCACAGAGUGAUCUGAGGCUUACGCAGGGGAAAAAUUCGUUUAUAUCAUUCACUUCUGAUUUUAAAGGAACUGUGCGAUUACUUUAAACAAUUGUUCGCGAAUAGCCUAAUAGGCUACAACUGAGUAAUUUAUGUUGACAGCGAGGCGACAUAGCUCUAGUCUCAAGGAUCCGCCGGUAUCGCUAAAACGUGUAUAUGUAUCCAGAAAAAUGACGUCGAUGGGUCAACCAGAGAUUUAUCGGGUUUGUUUGACACUACAUUCAGUGUAUAUCCUGAGCUUUUAAACACUGUUUUAUAGAUAUGUGUCAUAUUUAUUGUUUAGUGCAAGAAUUACUGUGGCCUGAUUUACGAGAGAGCUGAGUCUGUCCCAUAACAUUUGCACAAUAAACUUGGAAGUGCUUAUUGGGGGUAAAGAUUAAAUCUUUACCUUCAAAGAAACGCA
Molecule: messenger RNA, 2158 nt
Organism: Anguilla rostrata (American eel)
Lineage: Eukaryota; Metazoa; Chordata; Actinopteri; Anguilliformes; Anguillidae
Product: transcription factor Sox-21-B
Exons: 2
Coding region: 512-1255 (247 amino acids)
Biological process (GO): cell differentiation; anatomical structure morphogenesis; regulation of DNA-templated transcription
Molecular function (GO): DNA-binding transcription factor activity, RNA polymerase II-specific; RNA polymerase II cis-regulatory region sequence-specific DNA binding
Source: RefSeq, a predicted model, not a curated record